This is a messenger RNA of Cavia porcellus (domestic guinea pig), 5844 nucleotides long. It is a transcript of the gene Ntn1, whose product is annotated as netrin 1. Lineage: Eukaryota; Metazoa; Chordata; Mammalia; Rodentia; Caviidae. The coding region runs from base 346 to 2160 and encodes 604 amino acids. Gene Ontology annotation, molecular function: protein binding. Gene Ontology annotation, biological process: animal organ morphogenesis; tissue development. The record is from RefSeq and is a predicted model, not a curated record. The transcript is spliced from 7 exons.
CCGGCGGGCGCGAGCGUGUGUGUGCGCCCCGGGCGCGGGCAGGGCAGCGCUGCGGCCGCGGCGGGAGCGGAGGGAGCCGGGCGGCCGCGUCGUCACUCGGGAGAGCGAGCGAGAGAGGCGGCGGCCGGGGCCGGGGCCGGGACAGCGGCGGCCGCGCCGGGCAUGGAGCUGCCAAGCCUGCGCUGAGGCGGGACGCGCCCGCGAGAGGCUCUCCGCCGUCCGGCGCGCGGGCCCGAGCCGGGGCCGGGCAAACUUUUCUUUCUCUUUUGCCCUCGCCUGAGGCGCCUUCUGCGGCGGGCGGACGGACUCCUCGGCGCGGCGGGGCCGGGGCGAGCUGGACGCAGCAUGAUGCGCGCCGUGUGGGAGGUGCUGGCCGCGCUGGUCGCGCUGGCGUGCCUGGUGGGCGCGGUGCGCGCCGGCCCCGGGCUCAGCAUGUUCGCGGGCCAGGCGGCGCAGCCCGACCCCUGCUCGGACGAGAACGGCCACCCGCGCCGCUGCAUCCCGGAUUUUGUCAACGCGGCCUUCGGCAAGGACGUGCGCGUGUCCAGCACCUGCGGCCGGCCCCCGGCGCGCUACUGCGUGGUGAGCGAGCGCGGCGAGGAGCGGCUGCGCUCGUGCCACCUCUGCAACGCGUCGGACCCCAAGAAGGCGCACCCGCCAGCCUUCCUCACCGACCUCAACAACCCGCACAACCUGACGUGCUGGCAGUCGGAGAACUUCCUGCAGUUCCCGCACAACGUCACGCUCACGCUGUCGCUCGGCAAGAAGUUCGAGGUGACCUACGUGAGCCUGCAGUUCUGCUCACCGCGGCCGGAGUCCAUGGCCAUCUACAAGUCCAUGGACUACGGGCGCACGUGGGUGCCCUUCCAGUUCUACUCCACGCAGUGCCGGAAGAUGUACAACCGGCCGCACCGCGCGCCCAUCACCAAGCAGAACGAGCAGGAGGCCGUGUGCACCGACUCGCACACCGACAUGCGCCCGCUCUCGGGCGGCCUCAUCGCCUUCAGCACGCUGGACGGGCGGCCCUCGGCGCAUGACUUCGACAACUCGCCGGUGCUGCAGGACUGGGUCACCGCCACUGACAUCCGCGUGGCCUUCAGCCGCUUGCACACGUUCGGCGACGAGAACGAGGAUGACUCGGAGCUGGCGCGCGACUCGUACUUCUACGCUGUGUCCGACCUGCAGGUGGGCGGCCGCUGCAAGUGUAAUGGCCACGCUGCUCGUUGCGUGCGCGACCGCGACGACAGCCUGGUAUGUGACUGCAGGCACAACACGGCUGGCCCGGAGUGCGACCGCUGCAAACCCUUUCACUACGACCGGCCCUGGCAGCGCGCCACAGCCCGCGAGGCCAACGAGUGCGUGGCCUGUAACUGCAACCUCCAUGCCCGGCGCUGUCGCUUCAACAUGGAACUCUACAAGCUGUCGGGUCGCAAGAGCGGGGGCGUCUGCCUCAACUGCCGCCACAAUACGGCCGGGCGCCACUGCCAUUACUGCAAGGAGGGCUUCUACCGAGACAUGGGCAAGCCCAUCACCCACCGGAAGGCCUGCAAAGCCUGCGAUUGUCACCCCGUGGGUGCUGCUGGCAAGACCUGCAACCAGACCACCGGUCAGUGUCCCUGCAAGGAUGGGGUGACGGGUAUCACCUGCAACCGCUGCGCCAAGGGCUACCAGCAGAGCCGCUCGCCCAUCGCACCCUGCAUCAAGAUUCCUGUAGCACCGCCAACCACUGCAGCCAGCAGCGUGGAGGAGCCAGAAGACUGCGAUUCCUACUGCAAGGCCUCCAAGGGGAAGCUGAAGAUUAACAUGAAAAAGUACUGCAAGAAGGACUACGCCGUCCAGAUCCACAUCUUGAAGGCAGACAAGGCAGGGGACUGGUGGAAGUUCACGGUCAACAUCAUCUCCGUGUACAAGCAGGGCACAAGCCGCAUCCGCCGCGGUGACCAGAGCCUGUGGAUCCGCUCCCGUGAUAUCGCCUGCAAGUGCCCCAAAAUCAAGCCCCUCAAGAAGUACCUGCUCCUGGGCAACGCCGAGGACUCGCCUGACCAGAGCGGCAUCGUGGCGGACAAAAGCAGCCUGGUGAUCCAGUGGCGGGACACGUGGGCACGGCGGCUACGCAAAUUCCAGCAGCGGGAGAAAAAGGGCAAGUGCAAGAAGGCCUAGCGUGCGCAGCUGGGCGCCACUGCCGGGCACGCGCACGCGAGCGAGCCGGCGGCCCGCGGUGGACUCGGCCCGCGAGGGCUUUCCCAGGUGGGGGGAGGGAGGGGCGGGGCCGCAGCCGGCGUGGGGCGGGGCCCUCGGAGGCCCCGCCCCCGGCCCCACCCUGCGCGCCCCUGGUGGGAGCAGCGUUAACACACAGGCAGGGUGCGCGGCGGGCGGGUCCAGCAGAAAUGAGGACGAGACGCAGCUACCUCACGGGGCUCCUUCCAGAGCAGAGAUGCGCUUCCCUAGGGCUUGGUGGGGUCCCCGUGGAGGGGUUGGGGGCAGCUCCCUUGGUGCCAGGGAGCAGGCACAGAAUGGCACAGGCAGGCGCAGACGCAGGUCGCUGAUGGUCACGGAGAAGGGGCGUGAGGAGCACUGUGAAUUUUUAGGCCGCAGCCUGCCAGAGGAGCCUGGCAAGCCUGACAAAACCACCACCCCACCCGAGAGACAAAAGCCCCUCUUCCCUCACUCUGCUGUCUAGGAAUUCCCACAGCACAGCACUCCUGGCUGGGACAACCUGGGCCCGUCUGAGGAGGCUGGGGUGGCACGGGAGGAGGGGAAGAAGUCUGUCCAGCCAGCAUUCUUCAUGUGGCCUCCAGUCUCCAUGGCCACCUGCUGGGUUGGUUCUCCUGGGUGGGGUGCGGGGUGUGGGAUGGGGGUUCAUCUGUGAGGGGCGAGGCUCCUGGUGCCCGUCCCACCGGGCCAGGGGCUGAUCCAGGCCUCUGGCCAGUCAAGCAGUGGGCCCAGCGUCACCCCUGAAAGCCCGAGCCGGGUGGUCACUGCCUCCCGCUGGAGCUGCCUGUGGGAGGAGGCAUUGGAAGGCAAAACCUCCCAGAGAGUUUCCUUUUUGGAAACUUGGAACCAGCCCCUUUUAUGACAUUUUCCAGGGCCGGGGAAGGGGCACUGGCUGCGUUUACAGCAAUGACACUAUUUGUGUAAUGACAUCAGCUCCCACAAGGCCCCUCAGCAGUGUCAACAGCUGGAAAGGGCACGGCCGGGCAGGGGAGGCAGCGGCAGGGCCUGCCUUGGGGGAGGGGGCUAGCUGGCUCAGCGAGGUGCCAGGGUGCCCGUGUCCCGGUGGGCAGGGCUGGGAAUGGCCACACUCCUGGGAGCCAUGGCAACCUUGACCACUUCCUGUCGCUGUCCUCACUGUUGACUUCCAAGGGACUGGACAAGGGUAUUGUGCUAAGAAGCCUGCUGAGGCCAGCCCAGGGCUAUCACUGUCCAGCGUGGGCAGCGCCUCGUGCACUCCUUCCUGGCCACCCUGUGUAGACCUCCCCAUACUUUGCAGUUGCCCAGCCCCUUCCCAGACUACUGGAGACUCCUCAAGCAGGCGGGUCCCACCCAGCCUUUCAGCGUGGUUGUCUUGCAGGACCUUUCCCUGUGCUCCUGCUGUCCCGGGCUGCUCUGCACUGGGCCUCCGCCCCGUCCUCACACCCUGCACUCAGAAUGAGAAGCUUGGCUCCCUCUCAGGCAGGAAAUUGGUUUCAUUUUGCCUGCCAGAGCUUGGCUGCUCCAAAGCGCCGUAUACUGAGCAUGGGGCUCAGCCUCUUGGCGACUGGGAUUCCCGCUUCCCUCACUUCUGCGUGUCACCAUUUAACUGCCAUUUACGAGCACCUGCUCCGUGCCAGGCACUUUACCUCCACGUUUCCAGCCCGUCAUCCCGUGGGACAGGAUUCUCGCUUGUUCCCACCAGGCGGGGAGCUGGUGCACACUUGCCCAGGGCAUGCUCCAAGUGUGUGCAGCGCUGGACUCAGACCCGGAGUCCGCUCAGCUGUCCCUGCCCUCCGUGCCUGCCUGCAGCGGCUGUGAGGGGUGCUCGUGGGCUGCCGCCCAGACUGUGUGCAGCCUCUGGAGGACUUCAGGUCCAGACUAGAGAGGGAGCCGAGGGACGGCAGGGACACGCGUGCUGUCCUCAGAGGGGGAGCAGGGCAGCACUCGGCUUCAUCUGAGGGAGGCAGCAAGGCAGACCGCAGUUCUCAAGCCCCCACAUAGGGAGCAUGGGUUGCACGGUGGGGGGAAUUCUGGGAGACACUGGUGCAGAUGCUGGGAGACAGCUGCUCUAGGAAGGGGCAUUGGGCUCCCCGCAGCUCUAGGCUGGAGGGCAAGGGCCUCACGCCAGGCCCUAGGCCUAGCGUGAUGGGGUGAAUACCAUUAGCAGCAGCAGGCACCCCGAUGCCGGAGCAGUGGGCCUGUUUAUCUGCACCAUCUUGCCCAGAAGACUGCAGCGGCCCCAGCGGGUCCCUCUGGGUCUGGCUCUCACCCUGGGUCGGAGAAGGACCCCUCAGCAGUGGAGCCAGGGUCUUGCCCAGCAACGCAAGCCCAAGCCAGCCUCCAGCUCCGCCUGCUGGCUCAGCCAGCGCUUUCCUCGGUGGGGCAGGGGCCAUCCACCUAGACCUGACCCCUGGGGGACUGCGGCAGGGUGGCCAGGUCAGCCAGGUGGGAGAUGAGGUCACUGCUGAGAUUGCACAGUUGGUCACAGGCUGCCUCUCUCGUCCCAGAACCAGCCCACGCCCCUGCUCCCUGACCCCGACCUCAUGGUGAGGACCCAGCCUCAGCAAGGCCACCGCCCCACCCAGGGGACACGCAGAUGAGAACCAGGAGCCGCAGGUCCAGUUGUACAGUUAGAAAGGGAAGUAAAGCGGAACUAGAGUUUGAUUUUGAAGAGUGUAUUAACCAGAACUGUGAUGCGUAGGUUUUGAGGACCAGAUUAGUCUUUUUUUUUGGUUUUUAAAAGAUUCCCCAGGGCCUCUUGUCCCUUCUUUUUUCAUCAGCUGGGUGGUCUGGUGCUCCUGACCGCUGCGGCCCUGCCUUACUGAUGCACAGAGGGAAACUCAAAGGGUGUGCAGCGGAGGGACGGGCAGAGACAGACUGCCCACCUGGAGCCCCUCCAGGCCGUGGCCUCUCCUCCCAGCUGCUGGGCUUGGAAAGCAGGGUGGGAGGCCGCAGCCACAGGUUCCUACAGGUGGGAGAAGAGGGCACGGGGUGGGGUGGUCAAAGCCCAGAGAGGCCGGGGGGCUGCCCAAGGUCUCCAGGGACCUCGGACUGCCUCAGUAGUAACAUGCAUGAAAUGGGUAGAGACUUCGAGGGUGCCCCAGCUGGGAAUGAGAUGGAAGUCAGAAGAGACUCUCAGGGCCUGAGAAAUGGUUCCUUUGGGGUCUCAAUACUUGAAGGACCCCUUUCUUCCCCCGAGCCUAGAGAGUGGAUAAACCAGACUCACUGAUGUGCCGCGGUUCAGCACAGACAUUCCUGCGGACCACAGCCCCGCCAUACCCCAGGGGUAGGUACCAAAACUGUCCUGUGGGGCCUCGCCCCUGCCCAAAUCCAAGCCAGACCCCUCCCUGUGUCAGUGGACGCUCCCGCCCACCCUCCCCGCUCCCUCUCGUGUUACGGAUUUCUGUUCACUCAGAACUGUAAAUGUUUAGUUGUGACCAUGACAUAUUGUUUGGGUCAGUGUUCCUUUCCAAUGCAUACUAAUAUAUUAUGGUUAUUAUAUAUGAAUAUAUUUAAUGACAUGGAAAAAGUUGUGGAUUUUUUUAAGGUUUUUUCUGUUAGAGUUGUAAUGGACCCAGAUGGAACUUGUAAUGUGGGCCCCACAUGAUAGAACUAAAUUCAGAUUAUCAUUAAAUAAACUCUUGUAUACUG